AUGCCUUCAAGAAUAGUGUCUACCGAAAAAGCGUCCGAGAGCAUAAAAUCACCCACGCAGCCUGUGCCGGACAACCUGCCCUCCAUAGUGUGCACAAAGUGGGGCUCAAUGCUCCUGGAAAUACAGGGUGAGUUGAACCUGCCCCCGAACAAGCCAGAGGGUCUCAACGAGCAGGAGGAGAGACUGUUCACAAAAUUCGUGUAUCCGGACCUCGUUGCGGAUAACGAACGGCUCGUGCGCGAUGCGGUCAAGUUCGGAAGGCUGGAGAUCGAAAAGGACAUGAAAAGAGCGACGCUGUACAUCAGCACGUCCCAGCGUCUCGUCGGGACUGUGGAGACGAUCGACCCGCCGCUGGGACUGCUCAAAACUGACAUCGAUGAAUCAGGCAAGUGCGAGUUUGUGGAUGUCAUCAGGAAGAAAGUGGUGUUCAAGCUGCGGCCCUUGCCCAUUAUGUAA
Molecule: messenger RNA, 456 nt
Organism: Ogataea parapolymorpha DL-1
Lineage: Eukaryota; Fungi; Ascomycota; Pichiomycetes; Pichiales; Pichiaceae
Exons: 1
Coding region: 1-456 (151 amino acids)
Biological process (GO): mitotic sister chromatid cohesion
Cellular component (GO): Ctf18 RFC-like complex
Source: RefSeq, a predicted model, not a curated record